AUGUAUGAAAUUGAUGAUCCGGAUUUGAAGAAAGAGAAAUGCUACACUACAAUUGGGACACUGCCCUCUUUUGUUGAUCAACGCCAGCCGCCUCUAAAAAGAUCUCCCUUCUCUUCCAUUUCUAACCAACCAUUUAUUCACACUACAGAACUUAUUCUACCCAAGGAAACUUAUGACGCAGCUUGGGAUUCCAUAUCAAACAGGAUUCAAACACCUCAAUAUGCAAAAGUGAUCAUGCCACUGUCAGCUUUGCUGGAACAUGAAUUUUUUAACACUUAUAUUAAAAUCGGCGAUAUUCUCCUAAUUUCAGAGGGCAGGAGUGGUGUCGAUAAUGUAUAUACACUCAAAGAAGGAGUUCUUCGGUUGGAGCUCGAUAAGAACUCGUUUGAACGUGCUGGCCUUGACGGCAAACCAAUUCGUAGCGGAGGACGAAAGCACGUAAAGGAAAGAUAUGCUGUGGAGAUCAACCUUAGGUUGCCAUCUAUGCUUCAUGGCAAAAAAGGCUUCGAGCGCGUCGUAUGGGCUUUUAAAAAUGUAUUAACGACUUCCAUGACUUGGCUGUUUUGCGACUUAACUCGAUCCCCAUCCUAUUCAGAAGAAGAGGCCCCAAUCAAAAAGUAUUAUCCGCAGAUUAUACAAUGCAAUCCUACCGUCAAGAUUCUUGGAGCAACAAUGGUUCCACCGAUAAACCUAUCAGAGCUUGAAACAGACACUGGAAAAUAUUUCCUUCACGAAACAUGCGACGAGAUUCAGGAAUGGCUCGGAUUAGUGUUUCUCGAUUCUCCACGCGUGCAUGAUAACGAUACUAUUGAUCCGUAUUUGAGUCGCUACGCGCUUCCUAGCCAUAAUGAGUGCACCCCAACUGACCUAGUUAAGCUUUCCUGGAAAGGACUGCUUCCUUCUACCUGGAUAGUCCAAUUAUUUACAGCUACGUUGCGCAAAUUUGUUUCCUGCUCUUCAAAACCUGGCGGCUGGUUCGCGCUUACAUCAUUUGCCCUAGGACGAGAAGCAGUAGAAAGCAAAGACGGAUAUAUAAUUCUCUCACCGUUGAAUGGAUGGCCUAUUGAAAAGCAACCAUCUGAAGCCGAAGCGGCCGAAGCACGCUCGCAUCGACAGUUCAUAUGUUGGGAGUAUGCAGGAGGCUCGUCGUAUAGUUGA
Paracoccidioides brasiliensis Pb18 is the source of this 1158-nucleotide messenger RNA. RefSeq lists its product as uncharacterized. Gene Ontology annotation, molecular function: ribonuclease MRP activity; ribonuclease P activity. Bases 1 to 1158 code for a protein of 385 amino acids. The record is from RefSeq and is a predicted model, not a curated record. Gene Ontology annotation, biological process: tRNA 3'-end processing; tRNA 5'-leader removal; endonucleolytic cleavage in ITS1 to separate SSU-rRNA from 5.8S rRNA and LSU-rRNA from tricistronic rRNA transcript (SSU-rRNA, 5.8S rRNA, LSU-rRNA). The transcript has 7 exons. Gene Ontology annotation, cellular component: multimeric ribonuclease P complex; ribonuclease MRP complex.